Molecule: messenger RNA, 4644 nt
Organism: Mesitornis unicolor (brown roatelo)
Lineage: Eukaryota; Metazoa; Chordata; Aves; Mesitornithiformes; Mesitornithidae
Gene: TANC2
Product: tetratricopeptide repeat, ankyrin repeat and coiled-coil containing 2
Exons: 18
Biological process (GO): regulation of dendritic spine morphogenesis
Cellular component (GO): dendritic spine
Molecular function (GO): protein binding
Source: RefSeq, a predicted model, not a curated record
GUUGUGGCCUAUCACUACUGCCAGGCCGACAACGCCUACACCUGCCUGGUGCCCGAGUUCGUGCACAACGUGGCCGCCCUGCUCUGCCGCUCGCCGCAGUUCGUGGCUUACAGGGAGCAGCUCCUGCGAGAGCCCCACCUGCAGAGCAUGCUCAGCCUGCGCUCCUGCGUGCAGGACCCCAUGGCCUCCUUCCGCAGGGGAGUCCUGGAGCCCUUGGAAAAUCUGCACAAAGAGAGGAAGAUCCCUGAUGAAGAUUUCAUCAUAUUAAUUGAUGGCUUAAAUGAGGCUGAAUUUCACAAACCGGAUUAUGGAGACACCAUAGUAUCGUUCCUCAGCAAAAUGAUUGGAAAAUUCCCUUCCUGGCUGAAGCUGGUAGUGACGGUCAGGACAAGUCUACAGGAAAUAAUUAAGCUGUUGCCCUUCCACAGAAUAUUUUUGGAUAGACUGGAAGAGAAUGAAGCCAUAGACCAGGACCUGCAGGCAUACAUCCUCCAUCGGAUACACAGCAGCUCGGAGAUCCAGAACAACAUCUCGCUUAACGGCAAAAUGGACAACACCACGUUUGGCAAACUCAGUUCUCACCUCAAGACCUUGAGCCAAGGGUCCUACCUGUACCUAAAACUCACUUUUGAUCUCAUAGAGAAAGGAUACCUAGUACUAAAAAGCUCCAGCUACAAAGUAGUGCCAGUGUCUCUGUCAGAAGUUUACCUGUUGCAGUGCAAUAUGAAGUUCCCAACGCAGUCUUCCUUUGAUCGGGUUAUGCCUCUCUUGAAUGUGGCAGUGGCAUCGCUGCACCCUUUAACAGACGAACAUAUUUUUCAGGCCAUUAACGCAGGUAACAUUGAGGGCACUUUGGAGUGGGAGGACUUUCAGCAGAGGAUGGAGAACCUUUCUAUGUUUCUUAUCAAACGUAGAGAUAUGACACGAAUGUUUGUUCAUCCCUCUUUCCGAGAGUGGCUUAUUUGGAGAGAAGAAGGUGAAAAGACCAAGUUUCUUUGUGAUCCUAGGAGUGGCCACACGUUACUUGCCUUCUGGUUUUCCCGUCAAGAAGGAAAAUUAAAUCGACAGCAGACUAUUGAACUGGGACAUCACAUUCUGAAAGCACACAUUUUUAAGGGGCUGAGUAAAAAAGUUGGGGUAUCUUCCUCCAUCCUGCAAGGGCUUUGGAUCUCCUACAGCACCGAAGGUCUUUCGAUGGCUUUGGCAUCUCUGAGAAACCUCUACACCCCAAACAUAAAGGUCAGUCGGUUGCUGAUUUUAGGAGGUGCAAACGUGAAUUACCGGACUGAGGUUCUGAACAACGCCCCCAUUCUGUGCGUCCAAUCUCACCUGGGUUACACGGAGAUGGUGGCUUUGCUCUUGGAGUUUGGGGCCAACGUCGACGCCGCUUCGGAAAGCGGCCUCACCCCCCUUGGCUACGCGGCUGCUGCUGGGUUCCUGAGCAUCGUUGUGCUGCUGUGCAAGAAACGGGCCAAGGUGGAUCACUUGGACAAAAACGGUCAGUGCGCUCUGGUCCACGCUGCUCUCAGAGGCCACUUGGAGGUGGUGAAGUUCUUGAUCCAGUGCGACUGGACCAUGGCCGGGCAGCAGCAGGGAGUGUUCAAGAAGAGCCACGCCAUCCAGCAAGCCCUGAUCGCCGCAGCCAGCAUGGGUUACACCGAGAUUGUCUCCUACCUGCUCGAUCUUCCAGAAAAAGACGAAGAGGAGGUGGAGCGAGCACAAAUCAACAGCUUUGACAGCCUUUGGGGAGAGACAGCUCUGACGGCGGCGGCCGGGCGCGGGAAGCUGGAGGUCUGCAGGCUGCUCCUGGAGCAGGGCGCCGCCGUGGCACAGCCCAACCGCCGCGGGGUCGUUCCGCUCUUCAGCGCCGUGAGACAGGGCCACUGGCAGAUUGUGGAUCUCUUACUCACGCACGGCGCUGAUGUGAACAUGGCAGACAAGCAGGGGCGGACGCCGCUGAUGAUGGCUGCAUCCGAGGGACACCUGGGCACGGUGGAGUUUCUGCUUGCGCAAGGUGCCUCCAUUUCUCUGAUGGACAAGGAGGGCUUGACAGCCCUCAGCUGGGCCUGCCUGAAGGGACAUCUGUCCGUGGUGCGUUCCCUGGUGGAGAACGGGGCUGCCACCGACCACGCGGAUAAAAACGGGCGCACUCCGCUGGACCUGGCAGCUUUUUACGGCGACGCAGAGGUGGUUCAGUUCCUGGUGGACCAUGGGGCCAUGAUCGAGCACGUCGACUACAGCGGGAUGCGCCCCCUUGACAGGGCAGUGGGGUGCCGCAACACCUCGGUGGUCGUCACUCUCCUGAAGAAAGGAGCCAAGAUAGGUUGUCAGACGUUACCGAGUCGCCCACGAGGUCCAGCAACAUGGGCGAUGGCAACCUCCAAACCAGACAUCAUGAUCAUCCUGUUGAGCAAGCUGAUGGAGGAGGGAGACAUGUUUUAUAAGAAAGGUAAAGUGAAGGAGGCUGCCCAGCGCUACCAGUACGCUCUGAAAAAGUUCCCCCGGGAAGGGUUUGGAGAAGACCUGAAAACUUUCCGUGAGCUGAAGGUGUCGCUCCUCCUCAACCUCUCCCGAUGUCGAAGGAAAAUGAACGAUUUCGGAAUGGCGGAGGAGUUUGCUACUAAAGCACUGGAGCUGAAACCGAAAUCUUACGAAGCUUACUAUGCAAGAGCAAGGGCCAAACGCAGCAGCAGGCAGUUUUCAGCAGCCCUGGAGGACCUGAACGAGGCCAUCAAGCUGUGUCCCAACAACCGUGAGAUCCAGCGGCUGCUGAUGCGGGUGGAAGAGGAGUGCAGGCAGCAACAGCGGCAGCAGCAGCAGCCGCCUCCGCUCCCGGCAGAGCCCGAACCUGAAGCCCAGCACGAAGAGCUGUAUUCUGUGCAGGACAUCUUUGAGGAGGAAUACCUGGAGCAGGACGUAGAAAACGUUUCCAUUGGCUUGCAGACAGAGUCCAGGCCAAACCAAGGGCUGCCCAUCAUCCAGAGCCCACCCCCGUCCCCAGCUCACAGGGACUCAGCCUAUAUUUCUGGCUCACCUCUUGGCUCUCAUCAGGUCUUUGAUUUCAGGUCCAAUAGCUCCGUGGGUUCACCAACCAGGCAAGGGUACCAGUCCACGUCUCCUGCUCUGUCUCCGACGCACCAAAACUCACAUUACAGACCCAGUCCUCCGCACACGUCCCCUGCUCACCAGGGCUCCUCCUACCGCUUCAGCCCACCUCCUGUGGGAAGUCAAGGGAAGGAAUAUCAAAGCCCACCACCCUCUCCUCUUCGUAGAGGUCCUCAGUACCGCGCCAGCCCCCCAGCAGAAAGCAUGAGCGUUUAUCGGUCACAGUCCGGUUCCCCGGUCCGUUACCAGCAGGAACCCAGCGGGGUCAGCCAGCUCCCCGGUAGACCAAAGUCUCCCUUAUCCAAGAUGACGCAGAGGUCCUUCCAGAUGCCCCAGCUCCCCGUGGCCGUGCCGCAGCAGGCGCUGAGGCUGCAGCCGGCCAAGGCGCAGAUCGUGAGGAGCAACCAGCCCAGCUCGGCCGUCCAUUCGAGUACCGUCAUCCCGACCGGCGCUUACAGCCAGGUCGCCCACUCGAUGGCCAGCAAGUACCAGUCGGCGUCAGGGGAGAUGGGGGUUAGCCAGAGCAGGUUGGUCUACCAGGGCUCCAUCGGGGGCAUCGUGGGGGACAGCAGACCCGUGCAGCACGUUCAGGCGAGCCUCAGCGCGGGAGCAAUCUGUCAGCACGGAGGCCUGGCUAAAGAAGACCUUCCGCAGAGACCGUCCUCGGCGUACAGGGGGGGUAUGAGGUACAGCCAGACGCCGCAGAUCGGGCGCAGCCAGUCCGCCUCCUACUACCCGGUGUGUCACUCCAAGCUCGACCUGGAGCGUUCUUCCCUCCCCGCCAACCAGCUGGGCUCUCCAGACGUGUCUCACCUCAUCAGAAGGCCCAUCAGCGUGAAUCCCAGCGAAAUAAAGCCUCACCCGCCGACUCCAAGGCCCCUGCUCCACUCUCAGAGCGUCGGCCUCCGCUUCUCCCCUUCCAGCAAUAGCAUCUCCUCCACCUCCAACCUGACUCCCAAUUUCCGCCCUUCCGCCUCGAUUCAGCAAAUGGAGAUUCCUCUCAAGCCAGCUUACGACCGAUCCUGCGAUGAACUUUCUCCGGUCUCCCCCACGCAGGGGGGUUACCCCAGCGAGCCGGCCCGUUCCCGGACCACGCCGUUCAUGGGAAUCAUAGAUAAAACCGCUCGGACUCAGCAGUACCCCCACCUCCAUCAGCAGAACCGGACCUGGGCCGUGUCAUCAGUGGACACCGUCAUUAGUCCUACGUCUCCUGGCAACCUCCCCCAGCCGGAAUCAUUUAGCCCGCCUUCUUCAAUCAGCAACAUUGCCUUUUAUAACAAAACCAACAAUGCACAGAAUGGCCAUUUGCUAGAGGAAGACUAUUACAGCCCCCAUGGGAUGCUGGCCAAUGGGUCCCGGGGAGACCUCCUGGAGAGAGUCACCCAAGCCUCCUCGUAUCCCGACGUCAAGGUGGCAAGGACACUGCCUGUGGCGCAGGCCUACCAGGACAACCUCUACAGGCAGCUCUCCAGGGACUCCAGGCAAGGGCAGACAUCCCCAAUCAAACCAAAGAGACCAUUUGUGGAGUCUAAUGUGUAA